CUAGGUACCUAGGUACUUAUUUAGCCGCCCUGCCGGCCCCGGCCCCGGCCCCCGCGAUAGUGCGAGCCCAUACGGAGUACUCGAGGCCAUCGUGUGCCCGUCAGGUGACCCCCAAGUGCUCUCCUUGCCCACAAUGGCCCCGUCCAGCUGGGGCCAGACCUUCAUUUUAGAUGGUGCCAAGUCCACCAUUGCUGACGCUACCGCCUGGCCUGGAGGCUGGCCGGCGUAACCCACAGGUGUAGGGAUAAUUAAGCUUAAUCAACUGGACCCUGACAAUCUUGUCCUGAAUUAGCAUCGUCGAUACAACUCCAUCCUGUCCAGACCACCGGUUCCAGCCUUUCCAUCACGUAAACUUCGUCAUCUAAAUUGCUCAGCUGUCUCCUGCCCCUCCUCCGCCUCCUCCCCCAGUCUCGUGCUGUUGCGUGGCCCCUGGGAUACAGCGCUGUGACUAUCUGGCCAGGUAUCGCCAACAACCCAGCCCGUCCUCCCGCUCGCAGCCAGCUCAUGCCUACCUGUUGAGGCCCGUCGACUGCCCCGGGGCUCUAGCUGCUCAGCACAUGCUCAGAUAUAUGUACCCACGCGCUGCUCGAGCUCCAGCCCAGCCGCGACCCGGUCCACCUUCGCCGCCGCCCCCAGCACUCGAGGCCACCCGGUUAAUAUCUUUUCAUCUAUCUUGCCUUUUCAACCGCAAAUUUGCAGCAUGAGUCUGACAAGCCUCUCGUCCCGCACUACUCUCAAGACGUGUAUCCGCGGGGCCUCUAGCUCGACAUGAAGUUACUUCGCGCCAGCUGCGUCUUCGGCGGACGCUUCAGCAAUGGCGCCCACCACAGCUGAUUAGUCUCUUGAACCACUCAAUCAACUCGACCUUGGCGGCACCUCUUGACGGAGCGAUACCUCCAUUGACUGCUCUGGUUCUCCCGCCCUGUCAUCGUCGACCUGCUCAAGCCCGAGCUGCUGGGGGGAGGGUGCCAUUGCUAACCAGAGCGCUCGUGUCUAGCAUCAACACGGAUGUGACGGUGGCCGCCGCCCCUUGCUCUCGUGUAUAAAUACCGCCCCGACUCAUCCAAGCCGGCGCUCUCGAGAUGAGCCCGUCCACCAUCACCCGUCCCCCGCGACAGCCGCUGCUCUCAGAACUGCUCCUGACCGUCGUCCAGUUGAGUCUCCGUCUGACAGCAUGAAGUCCCUCGCUACCCUUCUCUUCCCCGUCGCCGCUGCGGCCCUCCCUGGUCUGAACUUCCCCGGCGGCUCCAGCGCCGGCGCAGGUCCGGAUCCCAGUCAGAUCACCAUCGCGGCGGCUAGCUUCUCCGGCAACGGUUGCCCUCAGGGCACCGUGUCCACCUCGUUCAGUUCCGACAAGACCGUCGUUACCUUCGGCUUCGAUGCCUUCCAGACCUACAUCGGCCCGGGGACUGUCGUGGCUGACCGCACAAAGAACUGUCAACUCCACCUCACGCUCAAUUAUCCCGGUGGCUUCCAGUUCGCCGUGCUCGACAGCACCUACCACGGCUACGCCCAGCUGGACGCGGGAGUUACCGGUACAUUUCUUAGCACGUACUAUUUCUCCCAGGAUGCCACGGCCACAACCACAACUAGGACUUCCAUUACUGGUGGUGGGAUCUGGGCUGCUGGCCAGGUUUAUACCAAGAACGACCAAGUCCCCACAGCCAGUGUCAUCUACUCGCCAUGUGGAGCCCAAGGCAUCUUGAAUAUCAACAACCGCAUUGCUUUGGCUUCUACCAACAGCACUGCCUCCGGCUCGGUCACCGACGACGACGCCACCGUCGCCUUCACCCAGCAAGUGCAUCUCAGCUGGCAGAAGUGCACGAAAUAGCCAACACAAGCUUCUAGGCUCGGGCAUGCCACCCUCUGGGUUGUCAUUCUCUCAUCACUGACGUGCGGUUGUUGACAGGUUGAUCUGCCUGCCUGCCUGCCUGCCUGCCUGCCU
Messenger RNA from Diaporthe batatas, 1945 nucleotides. RefSeq lists its product as uncharacterized. The transcript is spliced from 3 exons. The coding region runs from base 1175 to 1831 and encodes 218 amino acids. The record is from RefSeq and is a predicted model, not a curated record. Lineage: Eukaryota; Fungi; Ascomycota; Sordariomycetes; Diaporthales; Diaporthaceae.